Molecule: messenger RNA, 3003 nt
Organism: Dissoconium aciculare CBS 342.82
Lineage: Eukaryota; Fungi; Ascomycota; Dothideomycetes; Mycosphaerellales; Dissoconiaceae
Product: glycoside hydrolase family 3 protein
Exons: 2
Coding region: 323-2866 (847 amino acids)
Biological process (GO): glucan catabolic process
Molecular function (GO): beta-glucosidase activity
Source: RefSeq, a predicted model, not a curated record
CGGCAUGUGUGCUUCUUGAACAUAUCCGCACGACCGUCGACACCAUACAAAUGAGAUUGCAGUAAUAUAGUAACAUUCCUGUCGACCCGCCCAUCGUGUCAUUCGGGGUGUCACAGAUCCCUUCCCGGAUUCACGGCUUUGUGCGCUUCUAAGACAGCAUUCUAACAUUGCCGUCAUCUACCCUCAGCACCGCGUCCUGCUCGCUGCACUGAUCCGUUGACAUAAGAACGCACCAUCACCGCCUCAAAUCUUGUAUUCUUGCACCAUCGCGACUUCGCCCUUCUUGCAUUUUGGUGUAGCAUUUUGAACAGCAUUGCACAACAUGGCGCCCCAGUAUCAGGACUUCGACGUGCAAGAGGUUCUUGGGAAGCUCUCGUACAAGGAGAAGGUUGCAUUGAUCUCCGGGGUUGACUUUUGGCAUCUGGCUGGAGUCAAACGACUAGGAAUCCCAGCCAUCCGAACUUCAGAUGGCCCCAACGGCGUUCGAGGGACCAAAUUUUUCGAUGGUGUUGCUGCGGCCUGUCUGCCGUGUGGAACUGCACUGGGUGCGACUUGGGACGUUGACCUCAUCCAGCAGGGCGGCGCAUUGAUGGGUCGUGAGGCCAUCGCCAAAGGUGCCUCGGUCCUCCUCGGGCCUACGGUGAACAUGCAGCGGUCACCACUAGGUGGUCGAGGCUUUGAAUCAUUCUCCGAGGAUCCAGUACUGUCUGGCAACCUUGCGGCCGCAUCAGUCAAUGGUAUUCAGUCGACUGGUGUUUCUGCAACGCUGAAGCAUUUCGUAUGUAACGACCUCGAGGAUAAGCGCAUGUCAAGCAAUAGUGUCGUUUCCGAGCGUGCAUUGCGAGAACUUUACCUGAUGCCUUUCCAAAUCGCUCAGCGAGAUGCGAAGCCAUGGGCUUACAUGACUGCUUACAACCUCGUCAACGGCGUACACUGCAGCGAGGACCCUAAACUCUUGCAGAGCAUCCUGCGAGAUGAGUGGGGCUUCGAUGGCUUGAUCAUGUCUGAUUGGUUCGGUACCUACUCAACAUCAGAGUCGAUCAAGGCAGGUCUGGAUCUCGAAAUGCCUGGCCCCUCAACAGUGAGAUCUAAACAAAUCGACUUCGCACUGCGAUGUGGGAAACUCCUUCCCCAUCAUAUCGACGCCCGGGUCACCGAAGUUCUGAAAUUGAUCAAAAAGGUCCUUCCGCUGCAAAUACAGGAACGCGCGCCCGAGAUGACCAUCAACUCGCCCGAGACCGCUACCCUUCUCAGGAAAUUGGCGACGGACAGCAUUGUGCUCCUCAAAAACGACCACCACAUUUUGCCCUUCAAGAAGAACAAGACUGUUGCUGUGAUCGGGCCAAAUGCUGCGUUUGCGGCUUACUGCGGUGGCGGGUCUGCAUCCCUUCCGCCCUACUACGCUAUCUCGCCUCGUGAUGGCAUCAACGCGCAAGCUAUCAAUGUUCAAUACACGUUGGGUGCUCCCGGCUGGAGCAAGCUUCCUAUGCUCUCGUACGCUGCGAAGACAAGUACGGGCGAGCAGGGUCUUACCAUGAAGAUGUACAAGGAGCCGCCGACCGAGAAGAACCGCACAUUGAUCGAUGAUCUGAUCCUUCGAGACUCGAAUGUCUUCAUGUUUGAUUAUCAUAACCCGAAGGCUCGGAACCAUCUUUUCUACGCCGAUAUUGACUGUGUCUUCACUGCCGAUCAGUCCACCGAAUACGAAUUCAGCUGUUCUGUGGCGGGCACUGCUAAGCUGUGGGUCGACGGACACCUGGUCGUUGACAACAUGACCACGCAAAAGCCUGGCGGGUCUUUCUUUGGUGUCGGAACCCGCGAGGAAAUCGGAAGCAUUGCUCUUGAAGCGGGUCGACAGUACAACGUCCACGUUGAGUUUGGUUCGCUGCCUACCUUGACGUACCAGAGGGGUGGAGUGACAGCAUUUGGAGGAGGAGGUAUCCGCCUGGGAUGCUUCCGAAAGAUCGACGUUGAAGUUGAGCAAAGGCGAGCUAUCGCGUUGGCCAAAGAAGUCGAUCAGGUCAUCAUCUGCGCUGGCUUGAACUCCGACUUCGAAAGCGAAGGAUUUGAUCGUAGCCACAUGGAUCUACCUUCACACAACGAUGAGCUCAUCUCUGCCGUCAUCAACGCGAACCCAAACACUGUCGUGGUCGUUCAAUCAGGAACUCCCGUCACCAUGCCUUGGGCAAACAAAGCCUUGGCAAUUCUUCAAGCCUGGUACGGCGGCAAUGAGACAGGCAACGCCAUCGCGGACAUCAUCUUCGGCGACGUCAACCCCUCAGCAAAGCUCAGCUUAAGCUUUCCUCUCCGCAACGAGGACAACCCAGCAUUCCUCAACUACACAAGCGACGACAACCGCGUCGUCUAUGGUGAGGACGUCUACAUUGGCUACCGCUACUACGAGCGCAUCAACCGCCCCGUCCUGUUCCCCUUCGGCCACGGUCUGAGCUACACCACCUUCGAGCUGCAAUUUCUGAACGUCACCGCCCACCCCGACCGCGACGAAAUCACCAUCACCAUCGACGUCACCAACACCGGCCUGCGUCCCGGUCGCGAGGUCGUCCAGGUCUACAUCGCGCCCCAGAACCCCAGCGUCCACCGCCCCAAGAAAGAGCUCAAAGGCUUCGCCAAGAUCUCCGUCGAGCCCGAAAAGACCGAAACCGCGCACGUCAAGCUUUCUAAGCGAUUCGCAACUAGCUUCUACCAUGAAGGCCGCGAUGCUUGGGUUUCGGAGAAGGGCAAGUAUCACGUCCUGGUCGGCUCGUCGAGUGCGGCGACACCGCUGCAGGGCGAGUUUUCGGUCGCGAAGACGGAGGUGUGGAAGGGCAUGGGUGAAGUUCAACGUAAUGGAAUGGCCAAAUUGUGAGAGGAUAAAAUCUGCUGCGGGGUGCAUAUAUCAAGAGAAAGAAUGGUGAUGGGGAAAUUGUUGCAUUUUCUGUAGGCUAGAAUGGUGCAUUGUGUUCGGAAUUCGAACAGAUUAUGAGCAAACUCUCGUGCGUUGCG